CCAUCACCACCACCAAAACCACCACCACCAAUACCGUCACCAUCACCAAAACCACCACCACCAUCACCACCUCCAUCACCACCACCAAAACCACCACCACCAAUACCGUCACCAUCACCAAAACCACCACCACCAAUACCGUCACCAUCACCAAAACCACCACCACCAUCACCACCUCCAUCACCACCACCAAAACCACCACCACCAAUACCGUCACCAUCACCAAAACCACCACCACCAUCACCACCUCCAUCACCACCACCAAAACCACCACCACCAUCAAUACCGUCACCAUCACCAAAACCACCACCACCAACACCACCUCCAUCACCACCACCAAAACCACCACCACCAUCAAUACCAUCACCAUCACCAAAACCACCACCACCAAUACCGUCACCAUCACCAAAACCACCACCACCAUCACCACCUCCAUCACCACCACCAAAACCACCACCACCAUCAAUACCAUCACCAUCACCAAAACCACCACCACCAACACCACCUCCAUCACCACCACCAAAACCACCACCACCAUCAAUACCAUCACCAUCACCAAAACCACCACCACCAUCACCACCUCCAUCACCACCACCAAAACCACCACCACCACCACCACCACCAUCACCACCUCCAUCACCACCACCAAAACCACCACCACCAACACCACCUCCAUCACCACCACCAAAACCACCACCACCAAUACCGUCACCAUCACCAAAACCACCACCACCAUCACCACCUCCAUCACCACCACCAAAACCACCACCACCACCACCACCACCAUCACCACCUCCAUCACCACCACCAAAACCACCACCACCAACACCACCUCCAUCACCACCACCAAAACCACCACCACCAAUACCGUCACCAUCACCAAAACCACCACCACCAUCACCACCUCCAUCACCACCACCAAAACCACCACCACCAACACCACCUCCAUCACCACCACCAAAACCACCACCACCAUCAAUACCAUCACCAUCACCAAAACCACCACCACCAUCACCACCUCCAUCACCACCACCAAAACCACCACCACCACCGCCUCCAUCACCACCACCAAAACCACCACCACCAUCAACACCAUCACCAUCACCGCCACCAAAACCACCACCACCAUCAACACCGCCUCCAUCACCACCACCAAAACCACCACCACCAUCAACACUGUCACCAUCACCAAAACCACCACCACCAACACCACCUCCAUCACCAUCACCGCCACCAAAACCACCACCACCACCAACACCGCCUUCAUCACCACCACCAAAACCACCACCACCAAAACCACCACCACCAACACUGUCACCAUCACCGCCACCACCCUCAUCACUGCCACCAACAUCACCACCACCAAAACCACCACCACCAUCACCACCUCCAUCACCACCACCAAAACCACCACCACCAAUACCGUCACCAUCACCAAAACCACCAACAACAACACCAUCACCACCACCACCAUCAACACCGCCUCCAUCACCACCACCAAAACCACCACCACCAUCAACACCAUCACCAUCACCGCCACCAAAACCACCACCACCAUCAACACCGCCUCCAUCACCACCACCAAAACCACCACCACCAUCAACACUGUCACCAUCACCAAAACCACCACCACCAACACCACCUCCAUCACCAUCACCGCCACCAAAACCACCACCACCACCAACACCGCCUUCAUCACCACCACCAAAACCACCACCACCAAAACCACCACCACCAACACUGUCACCAUCACCGCCACCACCCUCAUCACUGCCACCAACAUCACCACCACCAAAACCACCACCAACACCGUCACCAUCACCGCCACCGCCCUCACCACUGCCACCAACAUCACCAUCAGCACUAUCAUCAUCAUUACUACCACCAUCACCACUACCACUGUAA
This is a messenger RNA of Gorilla gorilla gorilla (western lowland gorilla), 1905 nucleotides long. RefSeq names its product basic proline-rich protein-like. The record is from RefSeq and is a predicted model, not a curated record. The transcript has 4 exons. NCBI's taxonomy places the organism in Eukaryota, Metazoa, Chordata, Mammalia, Primates, Hominidae. The annotation marks the transcript as partial.